Cuscuta europaea is the source of this 790-nucleotide messenger RNA. NCBI's taxonomy places the organism in Eukaryota, Viridiplantae, Streptophyta, Magnoliopsida, Solanales, Convolvulaceae. The record is from the annotation of a GenBank genome assembly.
CGGGCGACGACGGCAAUUGAACCAAAAUGGAAGCAGACGUCGCCGGCGAGUUCCCAUGCUCUUCGAUCGCUGUCGAUUCCGUCCUUCGUAUCGGUACAGCUGGCUUAAUUUGGGGCGGCUUGACAGGCUCUCGUGACGCCGGAAAACAAGGUCUGAGUACUCUUGCUCGCGUGCCGUUCAUAGCCAGAUCAAUUGGUCAUUGUGGAUUCCAAUGGGGACUCUUGGCUGCAAUCUUCUCAUUCACUCAUUGUGGUGUCCAAAAAUAUAGGAGGAGGGCUGAUUUGAUUAAUGUGGUGUCAGCAGGCGUUGUGGUAGGCACAGUCCUGUGUGGCCCCCGACAGUGGAAACAAGUAGCUGGAGUAACUGGUCUUGUGUGUUUAUUACACAGAGUUAAUGAAGACUCCAAACCAUACAAGUAAAAAAAGCCAUUGUUGUAAGAACCGAGUAAUAAGAAUCAAGAAGGAUAAAUCCAUCCAGUGCUAUAUAAGGGGGGACUAGUUCCUGUUUGAUUCAUACUUUACGAGUUCAAUGCUUCUAACGUUAUUAUAAUACCCAGUACUUCGUACAUACAAGGCUGAGGUAUUCAAUCUCUCGUGAUCCCACCUCUUAAAUGAAGCAGAUUACUACCAUAAGUGAAUUGUACCAUUUUAGAAUUUUGGUUAAACAAUCUUACUUGAUAAUUUUAACUUCACGUGAAUUUGUGAUUAAAUUAUGUGUAAUUAAUUGCUUUAUGAAGUUGAUGAGGUUACUAAGAGGUUGUUUGGUAACACUGAAAUUGGUUGAAUCGGCC